This is a messenger RNA of Zootermopsis nevadensis, 739 nucleotides long. RefSeq lists its product as uncharacterized. The record is from RefSeq and is a predicted model, not a curated record. Lineage: Eukaryota; Metazoa; Arthropoda; Insecta; Blattodea; Termopsidae.
GAAGGAACAUAAGACGCCCCAAGCGGCAGAGAAGGCAAACGAUCUGUCCUGCUUCGUUUGCGAUAGCAUGGACGCCGGGGAACGAUGCAGCAAUCUCAACACCAGCGGAGUCAGCUUCAUACAGAAGUGUCGCGAUGACCGAAGGACCUGCAUGGUGAAGCGGUACUCCUAUUCCACCUCGACCGAGAACUCGUCCUACCCCUCCAAGCACCUGUGGUCUCUGCAACGGAACUGCAUCAACAAGUGCGAGCCUGGUUGCAUAGUAAUAGGGGAGCGUACCAAGUUGUACGCAUGCACUGCCUGUUGCGAGAAGUCUCUCUGCAACACGAUGAACGACGCAGCCUCUAACCACCAGCACUCCACUUUCUUCGCCGUCCUCGGCGUCGUCCUACUAACUGCCUUCACGUCGUGACCAACACCCCCCUCCCCUCGGCCUUCCUCGGAAUCACAGAAGUACCAACUGGAUUUACAUUCCCUUCUGACAGCUGUGGAAAUUAUAAAACUGCUCGUACAGUCCACGACUGUAAUCUUGAGACUUUCGGGGUGAGGAAGUGGGGGACGUCCUGCAUUCCUUGCAAGUCUCAAGAUUACAGUCGUGGACUGUAUUUCCUGUUUCGUUGGUAACUGCGAAUUUAUUACGUGUGGCGAGACAGGGGACAAAGAAUAUUAUUCAAAAGAUGAGCAACACGUGCUACGGACCAUGCGUUAAAAAACUAAUAAAACGGAUAAAACUGUCACG